AUGAUCAUCAACCGAUUCUGGAAUCGAUCAAUCAAGAUCCUCAAACCAUCAUUCUCACCAAUUGCAGUCCAUCAUGCUCAACCAUUCACAUCAUCAUCUCUACACCCCUCAAGUUCUUCACGAACCCCACCCCGUCGACGUACAGACCACCAGAUCACCUCUGAAUGGAUCCAACUAGUAGAUCCUAGCUGUGUACUAAACUCAUCACCAAACUCAGCAGACCAACCCACAACCAACUCACUUCUAAAACCAUCCCGAACUCUUGAUGUACUCUCAAGACUAGAUUUCACCCAAUACGCCUUAAUCGAAGUAAACGGAAUCACAACGCCCCCGAUCUGUAAACUAAUCAACCGUUCCGACCUAACCCCCGUCACCCGUGUUCGUCGCUCCUCCAAACCAACCCACAAAUCCUUACCAAUCAAAGAAAUCCAAAUCAACAACCAAAUCGAACCGAAUGACCUUUCAACCAAAUUCCGUACAGCCAUUCAUGCAUUACAAAAAGGUCAUCGAAUCAGAAUCUCAAUCAUUUUAAAUCCAAAUGGACCUAUAAACUUUUCUGAUUUGAUUGAAGAACGGUUGAUGGAAAUUGGUGCUGAAAAAAUUAAACAAGAAAGAGAAGGUAAAAAAUUAUUCAUGGAUUGGUCACCGGGAAAAGUAAAGAAAAAGUCUUGA
Melampsora larici-populina 98AG31 is the source of this 672-nucleotide messenger RNA. RefSeq lists its product as uncharacterized. Gene Ontology annotation, biological process: mitochondrial translational initiation; ribosome disassembly. The transcript has a single exon. Gene Ontology annotation, cellular component: mitochondrion. The coding region runs from base 1 to 672 and encodes 223 amino acids. Lineage: Eukaryota; Fungi; Basidiomycota; Pucciniomycetes; Pucciniales; Melampsoraceae. The record is from RefSeq and is a predicted model, not a curated record. Gene Ontology annotation, molecular function: ribosome binding; translation initiation factor activity.